AAUGAACCUAUUAAAUUUAGUUCCAGCAAAGCUCAUUCUUACAGUUCAUUUGACACAUUUCUAGUGAAACAGAAAAGAUCAAGUCCCUGGUACCAGCCUCUCAUCAUCACUUUCAGUGUUGCAAUAUUCCUCAUUUAUUUUGGCUUUCUUAGGGAAGAAAAUGACUGGGAUGAAGAUCUGAAAUUAUCUUUGUAUGACAGGAUACCAGGGUUAAAAGAAAAAGAUGAGAUAGCUAGGAAAAACUUUUAUAAAAAAUAA
This is a messenger RNA of Helobdella robusta, 258 nucleotides long. RefSeq lists its product as hypothetical. The record is from RefSeq and is a predicted model, not a curated record. Lineage: Eukaryota; Metazoa; Annelida; Clitellata; Rhynchobdellida; Glossiphoniidae. The transcript has a single exon. The annotation marks the transcript as partial.